GUCCCUUCUGCAUCGUUACUCUCUGCUCGCCCGGGAUGCAGAGCAGCGUGUGCUGGUUCAGAGACUCGACCUUGGGACUUAACCAGCACACGGCCUGCAGCCCCGGGCUCCAUAUCCUCACUUUCUCCUUCAUUCUCCAUCCUGGAUGAGCUCAAUGAUUUGCCAACCAAGGAUGUCGGACGCUCUGGCCAGGAAUGCUCCCAACACAACAUGAACCUCAGCAAAUGCGGGGCCUCACAUCGCAGGGCGCCUCUCGCUAGGGGGCCUUGGAUUUCGGUUGAAGGGGGCGCGCUGGAUCUGCCAGUGCAUCUCUUCUCACUAUCUAUCUCUCACGUUCCGCGUUACCCCCUGCUGUCCGCUGUCUUGACAUAUCGCGCCGCAUGGGGCGACCACUGGGCCUCUUAGAACCGGACGCGGCACCCCAAGUCACUCAGCCCCCUUUGGGGCGUCACCUGUUCCUCUCAAUUGGGUCGAUCACACAUCCUCAACGACGCAGCUCCCAACGAUCGACUUUCAGCGAACGGACCGGCGAGUGAAACAGGGGGCAUGGGACUGGGGAUUCGGAAGGGCGAGUGGACGCAGCGCAGGCAGAGUGGAUGCGCGCAAGUCCGCAGUGAUCAGAACAUCUCGAGCAUGCGCUCGUCCAGUGGGAAUGGGGGGCUUGUAUUUCGGAUGGAGGGGGUGGAGCGCUGGGGCAAUGCGGAUGAGCAGAAUCCGCAGAUCGUUGUUUUGAUCUCAUGCGCCAACUCGCUCACAUGUCAGCACUCAACGCGCACCGAACUUGCGCAUCUUCGCCGACACGGCAACGCCCGUUGCGUUCUCUCGGACGUCAGUGCAAUGUGCAGGAAGGGACCGACGAUUUAGAGGCCAAUCUUGCGUCCACACACGGCGCCACAAGCUCGCUUGAUCGCACCGUGCAGCAUGGAUCACGCACGGCUCGAAUAGCAACACGUGGCGCUCAACGAGCGCAAUGGGGGGUGGUAUUGGGGAGAGCGGAAGGCAGAAAUGAUUGGGAGGGGCGAAGCGCUCUGAGAACACGCAUGGGAGAGCAGUCUGCAGGCCUCGAAAUCUGACGCACGGUGACUUUUCACAUGACACAAGGAUUGGGACAUUCCCAAGUAUAUAUCAAUGGAAGUCUCAUGGGGAUGGAGAGCAGUAAACUGAAUGGGGUGUUCUGAGGAUACGGGUGCAAGGACGAGGUCCCCAGGCAAGUUCUUCCUCCUCUCUUUCCCACCGUCCGAAAAAUCGUCAUGCUGCUCUACGCAAAAACUGAAAUUGUAUCUCAUUGUACGCUACGACAUCAAAUGCCACGUGCUGCAUUUAUCAAUUCUGACCUUGCACCCAAUUCGCUCGCAUUCCGGACUCGGCAUCGUCACUUGGCUGCUGGGACACGACAUGGAGCACUGUAUUCCUCAGACAUGACCAGGAUGUGCAGACAGGGGUGCGAUGUUGGACGCGCAGCAUCACCUCAUGCAUUUAUUGUUACAAACAGUCGAAGCCCAGCUCAAACGCUCGGGGGGAUUCUAGUAGGACCAGAGAUGAGCUUGGCGGGCACAGGAAGGACAUGGAAUUGGAGCGCGGUGAGAAUGGGGAGGUGUCGCAGAAAUAUGAUGAGACUUGAUAUCUCUUUCCUUUGGGCGAGGAAAGCCAUGCGCCUACUCCGAUCAUCGUUGACGAAAGAUGGCCACGACUCGAGUGCGCAUGACUGAGAUGGCGUUCUUUUCGACGUAGUAUAUAGAUUCUGUAAUCCUUACUGGCGCUCAAAGACUGCCAAACGACGGGAUGUGGAGCAGGCCAUCGUCCGUGAGAUAAACAAGGUCGUUCGGGUGGCCCUGCGAGAACCCAUCGUCAAUCGCAGUCCAAGAAGAUAUGCAGUUCUU
Messenger RNA from Mycena citricolor, 1880 nucleotides. The record is from the annotation of a GenBank genome assembly. NCBI's taxonomy places the organism in Eukaryota, Fungi, Basidiomycota, Agaricomycetes, Agaricales, Mycenaceae.